AUGGGCGCCUGCGCGAGCUGCCUCGGCCGGCGUGGCAAGGACGCCUACGAUGAGAGCGAAGAGAGCCGGCUGCUCUACGAGGACGGCAAUGGCAUGGCGUAUGGUAGCUUCGGCGAUCCCGCAAUGGGCGGCGACGAUACCCUCGAGGCCCAGCGGGAGGCCGAGGCCCUUCAGCGCGUCGUGGCCAAAACUUCAAACAACAUGGUCGAUGUCUUUGAAAUCGCCCCGCACGACAUGCUGACUCGGGCCGGCGCCAACCCAACCCCCUUUGCCUACGCAGGCCAGGGCUCCCGCGUGGCCCGGUACCAGCACCUCGUCUCCAAGCUCAACGCCGACCACGACGGCGACGCGGCCGGCGUCCGGGUGGACUGGCUGGCCGACGACGACGGUGCCGCCGACGCCCUCGACUCCCAGAGCAAUCGGCCGGCUAGCAUCAAGACGUUGUCCGAGGACAACGGCGGCGACACUCUGGUCGGCACGUUUGCAGACGCCGCGGCGGCUAUGCAAUAG
Molecule: messenger RNA, 510 nt
Organism: Hirsutella rhossiliensis
Lineage: Eukaryota; Fungi; Ascomycota; Sordariomycetes; Hypocreales; Ophiocordycipitaceae
Product: late endosomal/lysosomal adaptor and MAPK and MTOR activator domain-containing protein
Exons: 3
Coding region: 1-510 (169 amino acids)
Biological process (GO): positive regulation of TOR signaling; regulation of receptor recycling; cellular response to amino acid stimulus
Cellular component (GO): late endosome membrane; membrane raft; Ragulator complex
Source: RefSeq, a predicted model, not a curated record